AUGGAGAGACCGCCGUCUGCCGCAAACUCUGUGGGAACAUCCACUUCCCAGAGGAGGAACGCUUCCUCACGGACAAUAGAUCCCAAGGCCAUCGCGAACAAUGCGUCGCCGGUUAUCGCACUGUUUGUCAAGAACCUGCGACUCCUGAACCUCGACCUCCUCCCAGACUGGCCUGCAAUCACGCCGGCGAGUCUUCACAACGAUGCGAGGACGAGGAUUCGUUGUGCAGAAUGGGCUCUAUAUCAGUUGUUCCGCAUAUACGAUCCUGCGACUACGACGGAGAAGCUGCAGCCCUUCUUCCCACCCCUGGAGCCUCUGCAGAGCAUUAACCUGCGUGCCGGAUUGUUCCGGUGUCUGAACGAAUUCAAGAAGAAUGGGGGGCUGGGGAGAGAGACGGUACUCAGGAAAUCAAUGCUAGACGAUUGCCAGGGAGACAAGUUCUGGGAGCUUUGCUUUUCUUUCUCGGCAAUCGUCCUGCGAAAGGUCAUUGUGGAGAGCAACAACAAAGAUGGUAGAUCAGUCGCUGAGCGCAUUGGUCUUUCUCAGGGCCUGGGCAAAUCCCAGCGAGAGAGCAUGAUUCCGCUGGCCGUCGCGCACAAGGUAGCACUGUGCAAGGUUUUGUCGGAGAAGGAGCGCAAGAGACGAACAUAUGCAAGGCUGUACGAGGUCCUCAUGGACAAGGACGAAGAUCUGCAAGAGAGAAGACUGCAGGCGCAAGAGGGAGCACGUUCCCAGCCUCGGAAGGCUACGAUAGCCCAGUAUGUGCUGGACAAUAACUGGGUCGGGACGAAGGAACUACGGGACACUAUCAUGAACGGUGAUCAUGCCGCAGGCGGCGACAGCUUACUAACAAGAGCCUUUGAUUCUGUUUGGAAAGCCAACGAGCAGGACAAGCUGUUCACGCGGCCUGCUGCUGAAAUCGGCAUCCUCGAAGACCUGGAGAAGCGUGCCCAAUAUCAGGAACGGAGACUACACAAGUGGCAGAACUUCCAUGAGAAGCUUCUUAGCAGCAAGCCGCCUCCGUCUCGAGGCUCGGUGACUUCGCAUCAAAGCAGUCAGCUGUGCUUCGACAAGCACCAGAACCUCACACUUCGCGAUAUGGCAGAUGUCUCGCCGCCGAGACCGCCACCCUCGCGUCAUGAGAAGCAUGACAGCGUUGUUAAGUACGACGAGAUGCUGACUGCCAUGCGCGAGGAGCUGCGGAAGAAGUCUGCGACUGCUCGGCCUGACCCAUCACCUGAGCGAGAGCAAGCGCCGCGAUCGCGUCCUCAAACGCAAAUGUAUCGGAGACCAAGUGUUCCUCCUAACUCCAUUCAAGCGGCAAGCGAACACCACCAAAGGUCACAAUCGCAAACUGCUGUUCCGGUUCGAUCCGGCAUUGGCAAGCGAGUCUCAUCUCGGUCUCGAUCUUACCAGCAGCCAAAGGUGGUCAGCCAGCGCGAGCCCAUCCCGCUGAAGUCGGAAAUCUUUUCGCCUCUUAAGACGAAGCGAAACAGCAUGUCUCCGGCGUCGCCGGGCCGGAUGUCGAUGCUGGCCUCCCCAAUCGAAGAUCCGUCUGAAAUGAACGAGAUGGAUACUUUCCGGGGAGCUUCACAUCGCAUACGACAAGGCAGUAGCAGCUCUGUUGGCUUGGGAAUUGCAGCUGCUGAGGAGGAGUCAGAUGCUAGUACCCCCAAAUCAGCCAGAUCGGGGAGUGAGAAUCCCGGUACGUGGUUGCAGAUGGGAUCCAUCUCCAGAGCUCGUCCGAAUUGUGUCAUGCUCGUACACGGCUUAUGACUAACGUUCUGCAGAUAGCGCAGUCGAGCUGCCGCCCAGGCGUUCUUCCCUUGCUGUCGCUGGCAGGAAUCUCGACGGUGCGGGAAGAACCAUGCGACCUUCACUGGCAGAGAGAACAAGAUUGUCGAUGGCUUUCAAGAGCGCAGACGACAUUGGGAGCAUAGAUCCGACCACGGCGAACCACGUGAGUCUGGCAAGAUCAGAAGCACCUCUGCCGAUCAACACUAGCGAGUCGCAAUCGGUCCUGGAAACAAGGUCGACGCUGCAUGACCGGACCCGUCAAUCCAUAUCUGCAGCACCUGCUUCCACAGCGGUGCCCUUGAAGAUCCACAAAAAGCCUGCACACUCCCGAUCACGAACAUCUCUGUAUCCUAUCAACCAAUUUGAAACUCCUGAGAAGUCGCGUCGUCGGUCGACAGUUACUCUCGAACUGAACAACGAAACACGAGAUCGUAGCAUCACACCGAAGGAGAAACUAUUCGAGGCGGACGCAGAAUAUACAUCCAUCUUCAAAGCAAGACCUAAGAUUGCGCUCAGUCCUAUCAUCAGCCCGCAAUUCACCGAGAGCUCCAUCAACGAGAGUGUCAACGUCGAUGAUGUUGGGAUGUCAAGCCCGCUGGUUGGGAAGAAUGAAUAA
Lecanosticta acicola is the source of this 2413-nucleotide messenger RNA. The record is from the annotation of a GenBank genome assembly. NCBI's taxonomy places the organism in Eukaryota, Fungi, Ascomycota, Dothideomycetes, Mycosphaerellales, Mycosphaerellaceae.